CAAAAGCCCUAGAGAGACGGGACAAACACGCGCACACAAACGCUGUAUUCUGUCUGUCAAUCAAAUCUUCAUAUCAUCUCUCUCUGUUUUAUGAUUUUGGGACCUCCUCAAGAUUCCAUCCAUUUCCACUCCCUAACCUUCUGUUUUUUGGGAAAAUCUUUAUAUCUUUCCGGGCAAGCGUGAGCAGAAAAGAAAGUACUUUGAAGAGCAGAGUUGUUUUCCCCCAAUUCUUGCCACUUUUUGUGCUUUUGAGAUUUUUCGAGUUCAUGGGCACAUGACUAUUUUUUAGUGGACUGAAGAGAUAUCAGAUUUGAAAUGGAGGGUCAUAUAUUUUCAGGAGUGGGAAACGGUAUUCAAGUAGAUAGCAAAUAUGUGCAGACAUUUCAAAAGAAUUUUGUGCAGGUCCAAGAUAUAUUAGAUCAGAACAGGUUGCUAAUCAACGAGAUCAACCAAAACCACGAAUCGAAGAUUCCUGAUAACUUGAGCCGGAAUGUAGGUUUGAUUAGAGAACUGAACAAUAACAUAAGAAGGGUGUUAGAUAUCUAUGCUGAUCUCUCAGGCUCAUGUGCAAGAUCAAUUGAAGCUUCAUCAGAAGCGGAGUCAAGUGGAACUUUGAGAUCUGACGGAAAAGCCAAUCAGAAGAGAGUUAGAUCUGGGUACUGAUCUUGGUAUAGAUUCUGCACUACUUCCCUUCCUUUUUCUUUCUUUUCUUUUUUUUAAGCACCUUAGUAAAAGGAGUGUAAUAAAAGAAGUAUUCUCAUAGCAAAGGAAAGAGAUUUGAUAAGACCAUACGAACUCUUUUGCACGACUGAUACAUUUUUUAGGCCUUAUUCAGCAUGCCCAUUAUAAGAACAAUUUGACAAAUUUACAAUUAUAUUUUGCAUA
Messenger RNA from Tripterygium wilfordii, 885 nucleotides. Its product is annotated as protein ELF4-LIKE 4. The transcript has 2 exons. The record is from RefSeq and is a predicted model, not a curated record. Lineage: Eukaryota; Viridiplantae; Streptophyta; Magnoliopsida; Celastrales; Celastraceae. Gene Ontology annotation, biological process: entrainment of circadian clock; positive regulation of circadian rhythm. Bases 316 to 663 code for a protein of 115 amino acids.